Molecule: messenger RNA, 1077 nt
Organism: Gryllus bimaculatus (two-spotted cricket)
Lineage: Eukaryota; Metazoa; Arthropoda; Insecta; Orthoptera; Gryllidae
Source: the annotation of a GenBank genome assembly
AUGAGCAAACUCCCUAAUCCUACAGCACCCACAAAUACUACCUCUGAAACCCCAGAAACGACUACCAGUACUACUACUCAGAAGCCCACUACAAAACCUGACACAACCACUCCACCUCCUACGACCACCACAAACAUACCUACCACUACUACUUCUCAAAGUACUACUGCUCCCUCCAAUACUUCCACAACCACAACAUCCACCACAUCUCCUCCUGUAACUUCAAGUACUGAACCUUCGACUACCAAACAACCUGUUUCAACUGUGAGUCCAGUCCCUCGUCCUACAGCUGAGCCGUCCAAUGUUCGGCGAUUUGAUCAACUUAGCUUUUUUGGUGGCAUUGUGCUGUCUGUGGGAAUUAUGGCUAUUGCCUUUGUGUCAUGGAAGUUCUACAAGGCUCGCUCUGCGAGAAAUUACCAGACCUUAUAAAUUCACCUUCAGUGAUAUGAAGAUAACGCCAACUAAAAGGUUUAAACCGUAACUUGGUAUUGAAAUCAAAAUGUUUGGUAAGCAGUUGGCACAAUCUGCUUAUGGGAUGAAAAGGAAUGCCUUAAGCAAAAAAAAAAUUCAUAAAUUAUUCAUUGUUUGUGAAGUUAUUGUUUUUAUUUUGUGAUGUUAGAAAAUAAACUUGUACAUAUUUUGCUGAUUGCCUCUGCAAAUCGGGGUAGUGUAUGUUCAUCUGUUACUGAUCUGUCCAGUAAUGAAAGGAUGUUACCAAAUUGAUUUGCAUGAAAUGUUUAAUGGAAUCUAAAUGGAAAAAGAGGGAUGGAAAAUAUUUCAGGGGAACUGAAAUGCGAAGUUUCAAAUUUCUCGUUUACCUCCUUUCAUUAGCAAUGAGGAACGGUAUUCCUAAUAUUCUCAAUUUAGAGUUGAAGGUUAGUCAAUGUCAAAUAUGCUGUGAUAAGAAUCUAAGUAGAUGUUUAAUAUGUAUAAAUUAAACGUAAGGCAGGCCAUAGGUUUCAUAAUAAAGGUGACCUUUAGCAAUAUCAUAAAUCAAGGUAAUAUAAAUGUUUUUCUGAUGGAAACUUGAUGUAUGUGCUGCAACUUGAACAGGAGCUAAUGAAUAACAUUCGGAAA